Drosophila eugracilis is the source of this 1624-nucleotide messenger RNA. Its product is annotated as protein phosphatase 1 regulatory subunit 36. The record is from RefSeq and is a predicted model, not a curated record. The transcript has a single exon. Gene Ontology annotation, biological process: negative regulation of phosphatase activity. Lineage: Eukaryota; Metazoa; Arthropoda; Insecta; Diptera; Drosophilidae. Bases 68 to 1531 code for a protein of 487 amino acids. Gene Ontology annotation, molecular function: phosphatase binding.
UUUACACAUCUAAAAAGAUAAAUAUUGUAAAAAAAAAUUACAUAUCAAAACACAGAUAUACCCAAACAUGAAGAGGGUCCACGUGGACAACUACACGCCGAAGUAUUACAGUGGCAAGUGGUCCUGGAACGCGGAAAAGGACUCUCUAGAGUUUGAGCCGCACAAUGAUCUGACCAACGCGCGAGAACGUUACAUCACCACCAAUGGGUUCAAGUUCCUGCGCACCAUUGACCAGGAGGAAGAGCUCAUCUUUCGGCAGGCUUAUGUUCGGGAUCAGGGCACCUAUGACUUUGACACGGUGGUGAUUAAUGAUAUCCGUGACUUGGUCCUCUUCCUGAUGCCCAGCGAUUUCCUGACCUACCGGUUCGUAGAGUUCAUGCACCGGCCGGCUGUCCACCGCCUUAUCCACGCUCUGAUCAUCUACUUUGAGUACUUUCUGAGGAUGGUAGAGUUUAUACUGGUGCGACGUGAUGAGCUGGCGGACCAGAUUCAAAGCGAUCAGACCAUCGAGAUGAAGAAAAUCUUCUCGAUAUAUCUCAGUCAGUAUCGUAUUCUGGUGGCCCGCAACUACAGUGUGAUCCUGAAGGGCGAAGGCGACAUGUCCAACUACUACCAUAUGAAGGAGAUUGUCAAUAUUUCGGAUACAAGUCGCGACAGGGUUUUCCACGAGCAGUUCCUCGCUGUGAUGACACAGAUUGUUUGGAUCAGCAUGCAUCGCCGGGCGUACUAUGUCAUUGAGAUGGAGAUGAACCGGCUGUUUCGAUCCGAUCACUUUGUGAUGACCCGGCCAGAGUAUCUAAGUUUUACGCCGGCGGAACGAAGUCUACUAUACGGCCGGAACAAUAAGAUAGUAAACUACCGCACACAGGUAUCGCCACUGAUCCAGGAACUUGAGCACGUGGCGGAAGAGGACAUGCCAAUUUUGUGGAUUGGGGAGCGAAAGUACCGAGGCACCGAUUUGCGAAUUAAUGAGAUGGAGUUGGAAUAUAUAGUACCAGGCCCCCAGCUUCGUAUGAUCGAUGUUGCGCACGGCAUUCUAGGCCAUCCGAAGGAUCUCUACAAUACCAUCCUCGACUUGGACUGGCCCACUGUUCGCUACUCGAACUUCUCGCUGAAAUACGAUCCUUACCACAUUAUGCGCCAGCCACAUCUGGACAUUCCCAGGAUGGAUGCCUUGAAGCGACGAAAGAUGAGCGAGCACUAUGAACAUUUCUAUAAGGUAUAUCGAAUCUACGAGCCGCAUAGCCUACAGAUCCUGUUCAAGUGGCUCAAGCGGGACAAGCUCGUCCAGUUCUACCGUUCCGGGGGACUGCUGCUCACCAAUGUGGUAUCCCGGGCCGAGAAGGAACUGGCCGAUAGGGUCCCGGUCACCAAGGUCGAUCAGGUCAUCGCUAAUUACUUCAAGGUCAAGUCAAGGCUGCGCAAGGGAUCACCUUUGGAAGCGGACAACAUUAGUAUCACAUCUUCGCGCAUCGGUGGCUUCAAUUCUCCACGCCAGAAGAAAACUACUCAGGAGUUCUAUUUCGAAUGAUUCUUUGGCUCCCUAUGAGGGCUUUAAAUUCUUCGGAAUUAAAAUAAUUCAAAAUUCGAUUUCAGUGAAUAAAAGUUUAAUUGGCUAUUUAAA